Messenger RNA from Danaus chrysippus (African queen), 651 nucleotides. The record is from the annotation of a GenBank genome assembly. Lineage: Eukaryota; Metazoa; Arthropoda; Insecta; Lepidoptera; Nymphalidae.
AUGAUAGGAGCACAAAGUAACAGAGCGGGGUUAGGAUCAAAUAGGAAAGUCCAAGAUGCGGAUAUAUUGAAGUCUUUUAUUCGGCAAGACGAGAAUGAUAAAUAUAAGAUCCAUGCAAUGAAUUUAGAAAUGCAGAACGAGUGGUUAGACAUAGGAGAUUUUUGCAUCCCAUUAGCAUUAAAAUGGCGCACUUUAAUUUACGAUUGGUCGCCAGCAUUGCUAAAAUUCUAUCUCAAUGCGUUCCAGAUGACUCUCCCAGAUCAGAGUAAUUUAGUAAGAUGGGGUAAAAGUACCGAAAAAACUUGCUAUAUCUGUGGAAAGGCAGUUGGAACUGCUAAGCAUCUGCUGGUGGGAUGUAGGGUACUCCUGGACAGCGGUCAAUACUCGCGUCGUCACGAUAGGGUUUUAGAAGUCAUACGUGAAGCGGUUAGUCUUUCGGUAGCCAGAGCGCAAAAGGAAAUUACCACAAACGAACGAUCAGUAGGUUUUGUGAGAGAAGGCACUAGGGCUACAAAAUCAAACGUCAAGCCUUACUCCAUCCUUAAAGCGGCGUCGGAUUGGACUAUAAUGAUGGACACGUAUGAAAAACAGUAUAAAAUCCCCGAGGACAUUUGUGCGUCGGCCUCCAGACCGGAUAUAUUUUUGUUUUAG